Agrilus planipennis (emerald ash borer) is the source of this 1031-nucleotide messenger RNA. RefSeq names its product short-chain specific acyl-CoA dehydrogenase, mitochondrial. The transcript is spliced from 5 exons. The record is from RefSeq and is a predicted model, not a curated record. The coding region runs from base 249 to 1022 and encodes 257 amino acids. NCBI's taxonomy places the organism in Eukaryota, Metazoa, Arthropoda, Insecta, Coleoptera, Buprestidae. Gene Ontology annotation, molecular function: flavin adenine dinucleotide binding. Gene Ontology annotation, cellular component: mitochondrion. Gene Ontology annotation, biological process: butyrate catabolic process; fatty acid beta-oxidation using acyl-CoA dehydrogenase.
ACUUUUCUUAUCUAUGCUACUUUCUCCAACGCUUAAACUGUAAAUAACCUAAAUGACUGCCGCAAUCUGAACCUUCUUAUACAGACUGUUGUAUCUAUUUCAUAACUGUAAAUAAUCAAAAUGCUUCCAAAUAAAAUACCUAUUUAGCGAGUACAAAGUUCAAAGUUAAACAUCUAUUUAUUAUUCGUUUCUGAAUUUUGACUUACAUUGCUGAAAUCUUGGCAGAGAUUAAAGUAUAAAAUUUUAAAAUGCCUAUGUUCAGAAGUUCGUUGUUAAAAUUAACCUCCUUCACAAAACGAAACAUUGCCUCUCUUGCUUCAUUAUCGGAAACACAUCAGAUGCUUCAGAAGACAUGUAGAGAUUUUGCAGAAAAUGAGCUUAAGCCACAUGCAGCCAGAUUUGAUAGAGAACAUGUAUAUCCACAAGAACAAAUUAAAAAGAUGGGAGAACUUGGUCUCAUGGCUAUUGCAAUACCUGAAAAGGAUGGUGGUACUGGACUCGAUUAUUUAGCAUAUUCAAUAGCCAUGGAAGAAAUUUCAAGAGGGUGUGCAAGUGCUGGUGUAAUUAUGUCAGUUAAUAAUUCCUUGUAUUUAGGACCUCUUGAAAAAUGGGCAACUACUGAACAAAAAGAAAAAUAUUUAAGGCCAUAUACAACAGGUCAAAAGGUUGGAUGUUUUGCUCUUUCUGAACCUGGUAAUGGCUCAGAUGCAGGGGCAGCCUCUACUACAGCCAAACUAGAUGGUAAUUAUUUUUCUUUGAGUGGUACGAAGGCUUGGAUAACAAAUGGUUACGAAAGUGAAGCUGCUAUUGUUUUUGCAACGACUGAUAAAAAUUUGAAACAUAAAGGUAUUUCAGCGGUAAUUGUUCCAAAACCAAUAAAAGGUCUAGAAUUGGGGAAAAAAGAGGAAAAACUUGGUAUACGGGGUUCCUCCACUUGCUUAUUAAUGUUCGAUGAAUGCCAAAUCCCCAGAGAAAAUUUACUUGGUGAAUUAGGAUUCGGCUUUAAGGUACGAGCCAACUGAUGUAACUAA